This is a messenger RNA of Microtus oregoni (creeping vole), 2673 nucleotides long. RefSeq names its product Myb/SANT DNA binding domain containing 4 with coiled-coils (gene Msantd4). NCBI's taxonomy places the organism in Eukaryota, Metazoa, Chordata, Mammalia, Rodentia, Cricetidae. The transcript is spliced from 3 exons. The coding region runs from base 645 to 1682 and encodes 345 amino acids. The record is from RefSeq and is a predicted model, not a curated record.
AAGAACAGGAUGAAAACAACAAAGGAGAAGAGUGCUUGAAAUCAGAAAUGGCUUACUUAAGCAUUUUAUUACCUGUUAUAUUCCUGACAACCUGAGUGCUGCUUUAGGCAUGGUAGGAGCUCAGUAAAUACUUUUGAGGAACUUACUUGGGAGUGGGUAAAGAAAAGCCAAACCUCUCAUACACGGUACCAUAAUGCAAAGAAUGGAACGGGCAGACAGACAGACUCAGUCACAAUAAAAUAGCAGCUAACAAAUUUUACCUCCAACUGUACUGAUGCUCAAACUUUCUUGCAUUUAGUCAUGUCAAAGCCUCAGGUAAAAGUUUUCCCUGUAGUCUCGCUUAAUCAACAGUGGCUAACUAUGAAUGGAAAGUCCAAGAAUCUGGAGCUGCUCAGGCCACAAGGCUGGGUGUCACAGCUGGUCUUCAGUAUGCACCAGAAUCCUGAAGUAGGCUCUAAUGCCGGUGAAGGAAUGGACCUGCUAGGGAGAUAUCAAACUGCUUCCAUGACUAGAUGAAUGGAAACUCAGUGAUUUUUUAGCUAAGAGCCGACAAGGGGUUGUUCUUGGGCUUCGUUCUUUGGAGCAUACUCUGCAUUCUUUGCACAAGUUUUCCUGCUAUUAAAACCUGCCCUGAAGUUUUAAAAAUGAAGCAGUUGAAAAGGAAAAGGAAAAGCAAUUUUAGUGUUCAGGAAACUCAGACCCUUUUGAAAGAAAUUUCCAAAAGGAAGGAAGUCAUUUUUUCCAAGCAACUCAACACAACAAUAAAUGUGAUGAAGCGAAUGGCCUGGGAGGAGAUUGCACAGUGUGUAAACGCUGUAGGAGAAGGCGAACAGAGGACGGGGACUGAGGUGAAGAGACGGUACCUUGACUGGCGUGCACUCAUGAAAAGGAAGAGAAUGAAGGCCAACAUGAAGCUGGUUGGUUCUGGGUUUCCUCUACCCACGUCUGAUUUAGACGAUUCUCUCACUGAAGAGAUAGAUGAAAAAAUUGCAUUCCGAAAUGAUGCAAAUUUUGACUGGCAGAAUGUGGCUGAUUUCCGAGAUGCAGGUGGAUCCCUAACAGAGGUCAAAGUGGAGGAGGAAGAAAGGGACCCACAAAGCCCAGAGUUUGAGAUUGAGGAAGAGGAAGAAAUGUUGUCAUCUGUCAUACCAGAUUCCAGGAGGGAAAGUGAGCUCCCUGACUUCCCUCACAUUGACGAGUUUUUCACCCUCAAUUCCACACCGUCCAGACCCGCAUAUGAUGAGCCUCAUCUGCUCAUGAAUAUAGAGAAACAGAAACUGGAGCUGGAAAAACGCCGACUGGAUAUUGAGGCAGAAAGGCUGCAGGUGGAAAAGGAGCGGCUCCAAAUAGAGAAGGAGCGCCUGCGCCACCUGGACCUGGAGCACGAGCGCCUGCAGCUGGAGAAAGAGCGGCUGCAGAUCGAGAGAGAGAAGUGGAGGCUGCAGUUGGUUAGCGCUGAGAAACCCGCCCUAGAGAACGAUCUUGGCCAGGGGGAGAAGUCCAUAUUACAGCCACAGGACAUAGAAGCAGAGAAGUUGAAACUCGAGCGAGAGCGCCUGCAGCUGGAGAAAGAUCGGCUGCAGUUUUUGAAGUUUGAGUCUGAGAAGCUGCAGAUCGAAAAGGAGCGCUUGCAGGUGGAGAAGGAGAGACUGCGAAUUCAGAAAGAAGGGCAUUUGCCUUGACUCUUCUCCAUCCUCUGCUUAGCAAAGGUUUAUGAACUGUAGCUUUCCUCAUCAGUCCAUGUAAAUGUAGUUGGUGAAUUAGCUACCCCAUCGCCACCCCAGUCUGAUGUUAGUGUUUUUAGUAGGAAAAAAAGAUAGUAACACAUAGGUAGCCAUGUAGUUCAAUAGUAUAUUGUAUAAACCCUGUGCCCACCAUAAACAAAUAGCAGAGGAUCUGCUAGACUUUCACAUUAGUAAUACUGCAUAGAGUCCUGUCUUAUUUGUGCGCCCCAAGUUUGCAAUAAUGUCUACAGUGAAGGGCCCACCCAGUGAUUCUCAAGUGGAGUUUGGGCUCCCAGAAGACAUUUGGGAUUGUGGGGAGAUGUUUUUUGGUGGUCAAUGUAGAUGGGUGUAGGCUUCUACUGACAUCAGUAGAGGCUACAGGCUCUGCUAAAUACCAUGUAAUGCCUGGCUUUCCUCUUCACGGGAAAGAAUUACCCAACCCAAAGUAUCACUAGUACCAAGUUUGAGAAACCUAUCCCUGGCCUAACUGUGCACCUAUAGCUAUCUUCUAAAGUUUUUGAAUAUUAAAGCUUCAGAUAUUUAUGUGCGUAGAUGUUUAAAUGGCCAAAAGCAUAUUAACUGUAAGACAUUACUGUGUAGUUUAUUGAAUAUAGGGAGUGGUGGAGAUUGUAGGUACUUUAUAUCCAUGGUGUUGUCAAUCAGUAGAAUGAGACUUAGAAGUAAUCCUGGGAUUAUCUGAGAUUGUAUAAAAUGAAUCACUUUGAAAGUCAGUCCCCCCUCAAGAAUGAAUAAGCAAUUGGAAAGCUUUAGGUCCCCCUUCUUUAAAUCUGUUGUUGUAGUUUGAAUAGAGAGCUUGCCAUUUCAGUCAUACACUGAAAUGUUAUAUAAGAGAGUGGCAGAAGCUAGUAAAAAUUAUACCAGUGCCAAAUGGUGACAGUAGUCCAUGAUGGUGACCCAAUAAAUUGUUGAUUGAUUUUUUUUUUAAAGU